This is a messenger RNA of Lachancea fermentati, 1482 nucleotides long. Lineage: Eukaryota; Fungi; Ascomycota; Saccharomycetes; Saccharomycetales; Saccharomycetaceae. The record is from the annotation of a GenBank genome assembly.
AUGGGUCUGCAAACAUUCGAUGUCAAGACACAGCAGUUUCUGCAUUGGCUGCGUAAUGAUGCCAAUGUUCAGAUUUCUGAAAAGAUUGACUUGGUUGACUUGAGGUCAGAAAAUCAAGGCCGUUGUGUAAUUGCAACUCAGAACAUUUCUUCUGGUGAGGUCCUAUUCGAAAUUCCGCGAGACAGUUUGUUGAAUGUCAGUACAAGCAGCCUAGCGCAAAUUUCUCCACAGAUUCGCGAAAAGCUAGUGACUGCCGUCGGUCACUGGGAGGGUUUGGUGCUAUCAAUUCUCUAUGAAUACAAAGUACUAAGGGAAAGAAGCCGCUGGUGGCCCUACUUCGAAGUGUUUCCUGAUAUCAACGACAUGAACAAUCUCAUGUAUUGGUCGAAUGAUGAAAUUCAGUUUUUGAAGCCCUCGCCGGUUCUCACAAGAAUUGGUCGCGACAGCGCAAAAGUCAUGUAUCAGCAAAUCUUAAACCUGAUCGAAGAGUUUCAACUACAAGAAUUAAAUGCAGUGACAUGGGAAGAGUUUGUCUAUGUUGCAUCCGUCAUUAUGGCGUACUCUUUUGACAUGGAGUGCAACGACUUCAAAGACUUGGAAUCUCUCAGCGAUGACGAGGACAAUGGCGUUUCAUCAGUCUCACGCGAUGGAUUUUUGAAGUCUAUGGUGCCGCUUGCGGACAUGCUCAAUUCAGACACUCAUCUCUGCAAUGCAAAGCUCAUGUACUCGACAUCUUCCUUGACUAUGACUGCAGUAUCUGAUAUUCCAGCAGGCCAUCAAGUUUUCAACAUCUAUGGUGACCAUCCAAACGCAGAGAUUUUAAGAAGAUACGGUUAUGUUGAGUGGACGGGCUCGAAAUUUGAUUUUGGAGAGAUACCUUUAGAAAUAAUAUCCUCAGCAGCUAAUCAAUGCUUUGGAAUUCCGAUAGAAUUUGUGGAAAAAGUUAUUGAAAUAAUACGGGAUAGCGAGAAAAUAGAACAGCUCACUGAGUGCGAGCCCAUCAUUUUAGAUUAUUAUGACUGUUACGUCGAUGGUCAGGUUUUACCCGAAAGCAUAACACUGAUACAGGUCUUAGUCACUGCUGCACAGAUACCUCAUAUUGAUACAUUUGAUUAUGAAAACCUGGAGGGAUGCCUGCAGAGAAUAACGAAAAAAGCAAUCCAAAUUGUUGGAAACGGUAAGAUGACAAAGAGGUGUCUGCGCUUAUGCGAAUACAUCGUUAACGAAAGGCUAAAAGACUAUCCAAGCCAUGCUUUCCGUGAAAUGAGUCCCGAUCACUUUGAGAUUCACAAUGACUUUCUCAGACAAAGGAUGGCUGAAUGCGUGCUCAAGAGUGAAGUACGAUCCAUCCAAAACUGUUUCCAAUCUCUUGAAAGAAAUUAUCGUAUUAUUGAAGACCAAAAGUUUUUAGGAAACGUAAUGAAAAGAGGACUGGAAUCGAAACCAAAGUCGCAAAGACAAGUGAAAAGGGCCAAAAGAUAA